Molecule: messenger RNA, 1756 nt
Organism: Panicum virgatum (switchgrass)
Lineage: Eukaryota; Viridiplantae; Streptophyta; Magnoliopsida; Poales; Poaceae
Product: syntaxin-132-like
Exons: 13
Coding region: 115-1020 (301 amino acids)
Biological process (GO): vesicle fusion; exocytosis; intracellular protein transport
Cellular component (GO): plasma membrane; endomembrane system; SNARE complex
Molecular function (GO): SNAP receptor activity; SNARE binding
Source: RefSeq, a predicted model, not a curated record
AACGGUGUCUCCAAAGUCCUCUGAGCACACCAUUCCCUUCUCGAUCGGCCUGCUGUUCUUCGCACGAGAAACCCAAGGAAGGCCUGCUCCGUCUCUUUCUCUAGGGGCGGCAAGAUGAACAAUCUUCUCACGGAUUCCUUUGAAAGCGAAGAGAAGCCAGAAAGGGAGAGGGACGUUGAGAUGGGGAAUCGAAAUCCCAAGGACAACUCUGAUUAUGGUCUCAAAGACUUCUUUGAAGAGGUCAAAGAUAUUGAAAUGCUUUUGGAUAAGAUGUCCAAUAUAGUUCACAAGCUUCAGGAAGCUAAUGAGGAGUCAAAGUCAGUCACUAAGGCGUCUGCAAUGAAAGCGAUCAAAGGCCGCAUGGAGAAGGACAUUGAUGAAGUAGGGAAGAUCGCACGCAACGUAAAAGUGAAGUUGGAACAAAUGGACAGAAAUAAUCUUGAGAACAGAAAGAAGCCAGGGUGUGGGAAGGGCACGAGCGUAGAUCGAUCAAGGAUGUCAAUGACCAUUGCAUUGAAGAAGAAGCUGAAAGAAAGAAUGAACGAUUUCCAGAAUCUAAGGCAAACCAUACAAGAAGAGUACCGAGAAGUUGUAGAGAGGAGGAUCUUCACAGUCACCGGAACAAAGCCUUCUGAAGAGGUGAUCGACCGUCUCAUUGAGACUGGCAGCAGUGAGCAGAUCUUCGAGAGAGCAAUUCAGGGACGAGGGCAGAUUCUUGCAACAGUUGAAGAAAUUCAGGAACGUCAUGAUGCAGUCAUGGAGAUUGAGAAAAGGCUUAUGGAACUGCAACAGAUUUUCGCAGACAUGGCAGCACUCGUUGAUGCACAAGGAGAGAUUCUAGACAAUAUAGAGAAUCAGGUUCAAAAUGCUGUGAACCAUGUGGUUACUGGUACUGAAGCUCUACGCACUGCAAAGAGCCUGCAGAAGAAAUCAAGAAAGUGCAUGAUGAUUGCAAUUAUCAUUCUGAUUAUAAUUGCUGUCAUCAUUGUCCUUUCCAUUUUAAAGCCUUGGGCUAAGUAAAGGAGGGGGGCAGAAAAGAAAUAUACUAUGUCUUCUGUUGCGUGUUUUGUAAAUCUAGGCUAGUACAGUUCUUGUGAGUUGCGACACCUCUCUUGGCUAUUACACUCUGAUAGUUUUAUUUAUGUGCUUGAAAAAGCGUCAUAAAAGCCAAAAAGUUUACAUUGGAUGUACAUUAAUAGCCUUUCUCAGAACCUCUACUGAAGGAAACUUCAUCCCAAUCUUGAAAAUUGGGUUGUUGACAUCCUCAGGUCUGAAUGAUUUCAAAUUCUUGCCAACCUCAGCUUCUCUAUCUGAUUCAGGCAACUCUAGCUCUUCAUCAUCAGUAGAUAGCUGAUCCCAAUCUCUUUGUGUAGUGUCUGACUCCAUCACAUUGUACCUUAUUAUACCACUCUUCUUUCCCUUGGAGAUAUUCUUGCCCCUGCCAACACCAUUAUCGAUAACUGUUUCAUCCACAUUGUCAUAGAAUAGGUCAUCAUCAUCAUUUUGUACCUCAUAUUCUGAGUCAACAAAGUCUGAAUUUUCAGUAUCAUCAUCCUCAAUACCAGCCUCUGAUCCUACCCCUAUAUCACCUCCACUACUGCUCUGUAUGUUAUUGUAGAAUGAAGGUAGCCUCUCAUCAAAUCUCAUGGGAAUGUGCUCUACUUUUUUAGGGUUUAACACCUUAGGCAAUGAGGAAACAGGGUUCACAACUGUAUCUUUCCAGUUACUAUUGGAUACAUGGUUGUGAUGAUCAUAA